This is a messenger RNA of Chaetomium fimeti, 2016 nucleotides long. RefSeq names its product Alpha/Beta hydrolase protein. The transcript has 3 exons. The record is from RefSeq and is a predicted model, not a curated record. NCBI's taxonomy places the organism in Eukaryota, Fungi, Ascomycota, Sordariomycetes, Sordariales, Chaetomiaceae. Bases 263 to 2008 code for a protein of 581 amino acids.
CGCCUGGGGCUACUCAGCGCUGCACGAACUGAGUCAUGGCCCAUGUUGUUUUCUUACUGGCUGCGGUUGUGAUUGGCGUGAAUAAGCGUCCCACACAUGUCUUAGAUCCCCGAGGUCGCAAAGGCGACGCCGACGAUUUUGUCAACGACGCAUUAGUCAGUACCUACCUACAUAAAGCUUCGGGGUCAGCCCGCAGUCCCCAAGUUCAUCCAAUUCGAAUUGUAGCAGUUGCACUCAUAAUCUGUAGUCCCUUGCAUACAUCAUGAGGUUAUCCCUCCUCCUCAGCACCUUGCUGCCCAGCCUCGGGCCCGCCAUCGCAACCACGGCACGCCCCGCGGGCCCCGUCGUCGACGCAAAGCACGGCGUGUCCUACCACGGCCUCGAGCGCAACGGCAUCGACGUCUUCCUCGGCAUCCCCUACGGCCAGGACACCAGCGGCGCGCGCCGGUUCAAGCCGCCCCAGAGACAUGUCCCCGAGCCCGGCGCCCGCGUCGACGCCACCGCGUACGGCCCCAGCUGUCCGCAGGCGCUCGGCCCGUGGGCGCCGCCGAUCUCGCUGGGGGAUAUCACGCGUGUGUCGGAGGACUGUCUGAGUUUGAAUGUGGCGCGGCCGAGGGGCGCGCGUGCGGGGGAUGGUCUGCCGGUGAUGGUGUAUAUCCAUGGUGGGGGGUUCUGGGCGGGGGAUGGUCAUGAUCCGACGAUCUUGCCGGAUGGGCUGGUUCGUGAGUCGGUGAGGAAUGGCUUGCCGGUUGUUCAUGUGGCGAUGAACUACCGGCUUGGGUUCUUUGGGUUCGCGCAAUCUGACGCCCUCCGGUCGGAAGGGUCGGGGAAUGCUGGCCUUAGGGAUCAAAGGCUUGCUAUGGAGUGGGUCAGAGACGAGAUCGCGCAGUUUGGGGGUGAUCCGGACAGGGUUACCAUCUUUGGACAGUCAUCAGGGGGUCUAUCUGUUGGCAUGCAUAUCAUGGCUUAUGGGGGUACUCAACCCGUUCCCUUCCAACAAGCCAUCUGCCAAAGCCAAGCGUUGGAACCUGGUAUCACCGGCACCUUUACCAUCGAUGCUAUGCAGGCGGUGGUUGACCAUGUCGGCUGUGAUGGAGCCGCUCUUCACUCCGAGGAGACAAUCGCUUGUUUGCGGGAGCUUGAUACGCAGACUCUUCUCAACGCCAGUCUGACAACGUAUCGCUCCGACCUCAACAUCGGGGAUAUCUGGCUCCCCGCUAUCGACAACGACUUCCUCCCGGCCGCCCCCUCAGCACUCAUCCGGGAGGGACGAUUCGCCAACGUAACCACCAUGAUGGGUUGGUGCGAGGACGACCUCACCUUUUUCACCGAUUCCAGCAUCCAAACCGCCGACGAGACCCGCGAAUUCAUCUCCUCCUACAUCCGCGGCGUAACCACUCCCAACAUCGACACCCUCCUCUCUCACUACCCCGUCUCCGACUUCACGGCCCAGUCCACACCCACGCUCUCCGCCGAGUUCUUCCGCGCCGCCCGCAUCUUCCGGGACAUCAUCAUGGUGUGCGAGCCGCUCUUCUACGGCCAGCACCUCGCCGCCGGCGCCGGCAAGAACGCCGUCUAUCUGUACGACUGGAACCAGACGGUGUUGGAACCCGUCCUCGAGCACGCCACGGACCGGGCCGGCUGGGGCCCGAUCCACACGGCCGAGUUCGGCUACAUCUUUGGCAACUUCUCGCAGUACGACUCGGGCGACUACCCCUUUGAUCCGACCGCGUCUGAUUACCGGCUUGCGGCGCGCGGUUCGAGGUCGUGGUCGACGUUUGCUGCUACGGGUAAGCCCAGUCUGGCGGGGCAUGAUACUUUCCGGGGCUUCAAGCCGGCGUUUUCUGAGGAUGGGGAUGAUACGUUUGUGUUUGUUGCGGGCGGGCCGUCUGAGGGGCUGUCGGCUAUUGAUGGGCGGGAUGCGGCGGAGGGGUUGAGGGCGCAGAAAUUGAGGGAGCGGUGCGGGUUUAUCAACUCGGCUGAGAUGAUUCAACAGUUGGGGUAUUAGUUAAGAGA